Molecule: messenger RNA, 1926 nt
Organism: Exophiala viscosa
Lineage: Eukaryota; Fungi; Ascomycota; Eurotiomycetes; Chaetothyriales; Herpotrichiellaceae
Product: fungal trichothecene efflux pump
Exons: 3
Coding region: 81-1883 (600 amino acids)
Biological process (GO): transmembrane transport
Cellular component (GO): plasma membrane
Molecular function (GO): transmembrane transporter activity
Source: RefSeq, a predicted model, not a curated record
GGGGCACUUCGGGGAAAUACUGUAGGCAUAUAUUACCACUGCGCCGGUGCCACGAGGUCCAGCGACGAAAAUAUCACACCAUGGUGAUCACCUCCAGCGACAAGAUGCAUGAAGAAAAGAUUCAGCACGUCUCGGACAUUGGACCAGGUGCCGGACCAACCAAAGAGAUCGACCAUAUCGCCAUCAAGACCGAUACCUAUGCCAUCGACGAAGAUGCCUUGGGCCAAAACCUCCCUAAGCACUACUAUCGAAGCAUCGGCUUCAUUGGUACAUUUACUGCACUCUGCCUAGGCAAUAUCAGCAACUAUUUGGGGUUCGUCCUGCCGGUCAACUCGCUCGCCUUGAUCGAUGAAGACAUUGGGCCAUCUGCCAACAUCAACUGGGUUGCCCUUGCAUACACACUAGGCCUGUCUAUCGGCUUCCUCCUCGUGGGACGUCUCUCGGACAUCUUUGGACGAAGAUGGUUCUUCAUCGGUGGUAAUUGUUUUGCCUUGAUUGGAUCCAUCAUUGGCUCAAGUGCAACAUAUGUGGAUGAUCUUAUCGGGGCCAACCUCCUCAGCGGCCUGGCAGGUGCAGUCCAGAUCUCCUUUACAGUGGCCAUUGCGGAACUGGUCCCGAACAAGCACCGCCCACUCUGGGUCAUCGCAAUCUUUUUCUCCAGUUUCCAGAUUGCCUGUUUCGGACCGGUCAUCGCUCAAUCGCUGGUCGUGCACACAAAAGCAGGCUGGCGCUGGGCCUACUACCUGGAUGUGAUUGUGUCCGGCUCCGCAGUCAUUCUCUUUUUCUUCUUCUACCACCCUCCGACCUUCGAGCUUCUACACAAGAAUCGAUCCAAGAAAGAGCAGUUCCUACGACAAGACUUCGUUGGAUUCGUUCUGUUCACGGGAGGUCUGCUGCUGUUCAUCAUGGGACUAUCCUGGGGAGGAAGUGUGUAUCCCUGGAAGUCUGGUCACGUCAUCGGGACGAUUGUGGUUGGCUUUGUGUCGCUUGUGGCAUUCGUCCUCUACGAUGCGUAUGUACACCGCGGCGACACUCUACUGCCAAUUCACCUCUUCAAGUACAAGGGCUACCUUGCCAUGGUCGUCACUGCAAUGGUUGGUAGCUGCGUCUACUACUCCAUGAACGUGUUGUGGCCGGAGCAGAUUGCCUACUUGUUUACUGGCUCCGCCACGCACAAGGGAUGGCUUGCAUGUGUUUUGGGUUCGGCCACACUCAUCGGUCAAUGCCUCGGAGGUGUGCUGUGCAAGUACAUCAAACGGUCACGCUUCAUCCUGAUUGCCGGGUGUCUCAUGCUCCUGACAUUCUCGGCCUCGAUGGUAUCGGUCGGUGUGGGACAAGAGCAUAAAGGCAUUGGCUUGAUGUUCAUGGCUUGCUUCUCAAUUGGUAUCAUCGAAACCUGCUCGUUGGCCCUGGCUCCUUUGGCACUGCCUAGUGAAGACAUCGGUGCAGCUUUGGGUGCGCUAGGAAGUAUUAGAUCGGCGGGUGCAAGUGUCGCCGUGGCUAUCUACACAACCAUCUUGUCAAACAAGCUUACGCAAUUCACCGCCCCAGCAGUCGAGAAGGCAGCGCUAGCGGCAGGUCUUCCUAAGAGUAGCUUGCCUGCACUGCUCGAGGGGCUGGCACUCUCGAACUUCACGGCGGUUCCUGGAAUCAACACUAAAAUCACCGCCGCAAUCGGUGGUGCCGAGGCUUCCGCUGCCGCAGAGUCAUUCAAAUAUGUAUGGUAUGCUGUAAUUGCAUUCGCCUGUCUCGCUUGCGGGGCAGCUUGCUUGACGAUCGACUAUGGACAGUAUUUAACGGACGACGUGGCCCGAAAGAUGCAUGGAAAGACAGUGGGCGUCAAAGAAGAUGGCCAUCACCAGGAUGAUGUCCAGCUGGCAUAGAAAUAUAGCAUGAGGUGUUCUUGUGUGCGUUAUAGAUCUUGGG